Messenger RNA from Amaranthus tricolor (Joseph's coat), 1185 nucleotides. Its product is annotated as zinc finger BED domain-containing protein RICESLEEPER 2-like. The transcript has 6 exons. The coding region runs from base 1 to 1185 and encodes 394 amino acids. Gene Ontology annotation, molecular function: protein dimerization activity. The record is from RefSeq and is a predicted model, not a curated record. NCBI's taxonomy places the organism in Eukaryota, Viridiplantae, Streptophyta, Magnoliopsida, Caryophyllales, Amaranthaceae.
AUGAAGGAUUCUCCUAAUACAUUAGGAAUUGGUAGCAAAUACAAGUUUAAUCAACAAUAUUCUAGAAAUGCAUUAGUUAGCAUGAUUGUUAAUCAUGAGUAUCCUCUUGCUAUGGUUGAUCAUAUUGGAUUUAAGAGAUACUCUAAUAGUUUAAAUCCUGAUUUUAAAGUGAUCUCAAGAAACACAGUAAAAGCCGAUAUAUUUAGGGAAUACAAUGAAGAAUGGCAUUGGUUAGAAAAAGUUUUAGCGAGGAACAAAUCUAGGAUUGCUUUCACAAGCGACAUAUGGACUUACACUAAUCAAAGAAAAGGGUUUCUUUAUUUACCAUGCCCACACAACAAGUACACAAUAAGCAAGAUCUUAGUUGAAUGCUUGAAAAGUUUUAAUUUGGAUGAAAAUAUUUCUACCAUUACCCUUGAUAAUUGCACAACAAAUGAUGUUGUAGUAGAUGUUUUGCUUGAGAAGCUUCAACCUUCUAGCUUAUGUUAUGGUUUAGAAAUAAUUAGUGGUGCAAUUGAAAAAGUCCGAAGUGUAGUUGUCUUUUGCACUUCAUCGCCAAAUAGAUAUGAGAAGUUUGAAGAUGCUUGUAAUUAUUGUAAAACUCCUAUUACUAAAAAACUACAACUAGAUUGUAAGACUAGAUGGAAUUCAUGUUCUGAUAUGUUGCAAAUUGCUCUUUUAUAUAAAGAUGCAUUUACUAGGUUGGAAUCCAAGGUUGGAAAAAGUGAAAAAGAAAAGUUUAGGUUACCGAGUAAAGAAGAGUGGAAAAUGGCAAGUGACAUUUGUGAUAAAUUGACGUUGUUUAGUAGGACAACUGAGGCUUUUUCCUAUACUGCUAAAUUAGAAUGUGAAAGGAUUGGAAGGAUUUUGAAGGAUUUGGUUAAUGAAUAUGAAACGCAUGUUUCUAGCCAACCAAAUAAAAAGCCACGCAAAUGUGAAUUAGAUAUAUAUUUAGAUGAGGAAAGACUCGUGGUGGAUAAAAACAAAUUCAACUUGUUGGCAUGGUGGAAUGCGGAAUCAAGUAAGUUUCCUACACUUUCUAAGAUUGCUAGAGACAUACUUGCAAUGCCUAUUUCAACUGUUGCUUCUGAGAGUGCUUUUAGCACUAGUGACGCUAAAGCAAAUCCCCUUCAAUAUGCACCAAUUUUCGAAGACGAGGAUGUAGAAGAUAUAGAAGAAGAAUGA